Aspergillus mulundensis is the source of this 1005-nucleotide messenger RNA. RefSeq names its product protein kinase family protein. Bases 1 to 1005 code for a protein of 334 amino acids. Gene Ontology annotation, biological process: protein phosphorylation. The record is from RefSeq and is a predicted model, not a curated record. The transcript is spliced from 2 exons. NCBI's taxonomy places the organism in Eukaryota, Fungi, Ascomycota, Eurotiomycetes, Eurotiales, Aspergillaceae. Gene Ontology annotation, molecular function: protein kinase activity; ATP binding.
AUGUCUGUCGCUCUCCGCGUCUCUUCUUUUUUCUCAUCCAGAUCACUUCUGGCGUUUAUUACUCCUGUCGCCUUUGUCAUCAGUGUCCAAUGGGCUUCCCACCUUCUCCUCGGCCGGCCGGUGGGUCAGCUAAAGGGAAAGAAUUCCGAGCAAGCGACGAACCCCGGACGACAGGAAACUCCAGCUAAGAAAUAUCCGACCGAGCUUCUGUACGUACACAUUCCCCCUGACGCCGAAGGCCCCGAGCCGGAGUACGGCACAAUCAUAUACAGGACAAAGGGGAAGUUCAUCGACCAAGGGGGCACCGCAAUCAUCGAACGACUACCCUCCGGGGAAGUAGUGAAAACACCAAUACCGAACCCAUAUGUUCCGUUCGAGGAGGAAGACGCCAGGCGAAACAUGCGGUUGGAGGCCGAGAUCUACCACAAACUCGGCAGCAACCCUUACAUCCCGAAGGUCUUUGCGUGGGAUGAGGAUUCAUGUUGCUUGACGAUGGAGUUCAUGGAGCACGGCAACCUCCGCGAGUACGUGAGGAGUCACCGAGAUGCCAUCCCGUCGCAUGUCCGAUUCAAGUGGUCACGACAAGCUGCGGGGGGUCUGAGACUCUUGCACGAGAACAACGUGAUCCACUGCGAUGUUUCCCCAAGGAAUUUCCUGCUCGACCAUGAGCUGGACCUGAAGAUAUGCGAUUUCGGUGGCUCUUCGUUGAACGGCUCCCGCCCGAGUGCUUUUGUGUCUACACGCUACUGCCCGCCCAACUACAGCUGGGACGACUCCCCGCGAUGGAGCGAUGAUGUCUUCUCCUUGGGGUCACUUAUCUACUUUAUUAUGACGGACGAAUAUCCCUAUGAAGAGGUGCAGAGCGACGAGGUUCAAGCGCGGUACAAUUCUCUACAGUUUCCCGAUGUUUCCGGCACCGCAUGUGGAUCGAUUAUCCAGGACUGUUGGCACCAACGGAUCGAUGCAGCUCAAGUCUGUGAAGCUCUCAAACGCCAAUUUCCCUAA